Molecule: messenger RNA, 6120 nt
Organism: Artibeus jamaicensis (Jamaican fruit-eating bat)
Lineage: Eukaryota; Metazoa; Chordata; Mammalia; Chiroptera; Phyllostomidae
Gene: NTN1
Product: netrin 1
Exons: 7
Coding region: 111-2291 (726 amino acids)
Molecular function (GO): protein binding
Source: RefSeq, a predicted model, not a curated record
GGGGGACAUAAUCACGCGUCUUCCGACAAGACUUCUCUUUCCUCCCAACAUCAGCAGCACCCUCCCCUUCCCUCCACCCCUAAGGCCAACCCAAAGCUAGAGUGGGUGGGAUGGGUGGCUUUCUCUUGGGCAUCCGGUGUGAUACCAAUCCUGCCCUCCUGUGCUUCUGGCUCAACUCCGCUGGAGCGGGCGUGGCAGGAUGCGAAGUGGGAGCGAGGAGUUGGGGUUCCGCCCAGGGCGGCCUGGGAAGCAGAGUGGCCGCGGGGAUGAGGAGCCGCAAGAGCCGGGCCGGCCUGACACCACCUGGCGGAGUCUCGGGGAAGAGUCUUAAAGGCCGCGCUCCUCGGCGCCCAGCGCACUCCAGCAGGAGCCGCCGAGAGCUUGCCUCCUUCUCCCACCGGGCGCCUCCGGAGGCGCCUUCUGCGGCGGGCAGACGACUCCUCGGCGCGGCGGGGCCGGGGCAAGCUGGACGCAGCAUGAUGCACGCAGUGUGGGAGGCGCUGGCAGCGCUGGCGGCGGUGGCUUGCCUGGUGGGCGCGGUGCGCGGCGGGCCGGGGCUCAGCAUGUUCGCGGGCCAGGCGGCGCAGCCGGACCCCUGCUCGGAUGAGAACGGCCAUCCCCGCCGCUGCAUCCCGGACUUUGUCAACGCGGCCUUCGGCAAGGACGUGCGCGUGUCCAGCACCUGCGGCCGGCCGCCGGCGCGCUACUGCGUGGUGAGCGAGCGGGGCGAGGAGCGGCUGCGCUCCUGCCACCUCUGCAACGCUUCCGACCCCAAGAAGGCGCACCCGCCUGCCUUCCUCACCGAUCUCAACAACCCGCACAACCUGACGUGCUGGCAGUCCGAGAACUACCUGCAGUUUCCGCACAAUGUCACGCUCACGCUGUCGCUGGGCAAGAAGUUCGAGGUGACUUACGUGAGCCUGCAGUUCUGCUCUCCAAGGCCCGAGUCCAUGGCCAUCUACAAGUCUAUGGACUACGGGCGCACGUGGGUGCCCUUCCAGUUCUACUCCACGCAGUGCCGCAAGAUGUACAACCGGCCGCACCGAGCGCCCAUCACCAAGCAGAACGAGCAGGAGGCGGUGUGCACGGACUCGCACACGGACAUGCGCCCGCUCUCGGGCGGCCUCAUCGCGUUCAGCACGCUGGACGGGCGGCCCUCGGCGCACGACUUCGACAACUCGCCGGUGCUGCAGGACUGGGUCACGGCCACCGACAUCCGCGUGGCCUUCAGCCGCCUGCACACCUUCGGCGACGAGAAUGAGGACGACUCGGAGCUGGCGCGCGACUCGUACUUUUAUGCGGUGUCCGACCUGCAGGUGGGUGGCCGCUGCAAGUGCAACGGACACGCGGCCCGCUGCGUGCGCGACCGCGAUGACAGCCUGGUGUGCGACUGCAGGCACAACACGGCGGGUCCCGAGUGCGACCGCUGCAAACCCUUUCACUACGACCGGCCCUGGCAGCGCGCCACCGCCCGCGAGGCCAACGAGUGCGUGGCCUGCAGCUGCAACCUGCAUGCCCGGCGCUGCCGCUUCAACAUGGAGCUCUACAAGCUGUCAGGUCGCAAGAGCGGGGGCGUCUGCCUCAAUUGCCGCCACAACACGGCCGGCCGCCACUGUCACUACUGCAAGGAGGGCUACUACCGCGACAUGGGCAAGCCCAUCACCCACCGGAAGGCCUGCAAAGCCUGUGAUUGCCACCCCGUGGGCGCUGCUGGCAAAACCUGCAACCAGACCACUGGCCAGUGUCCCUGCAAGGAUGGCGUGACCGGCAUCACCUGCAACCGCUGCGCCAAAGGCUACCAGCAGAGCCGCUCUCCCAUCGCCCCCUGCAUAAAGAUCCCCGUGGCACCGCCGACCACGGCAGCCAGCAGCGUGGAGGAGCCCGAAGACUGUGAUUCCUACUGCAAGGCCUCCAAAGGGAAGCUGAAGAUUAACAUGAAAAAGUACUGCAAGAAGGACUAUGCGGUCCAGAUCCACAUCCUGAAGGCAGAUAAGGCGGGGGACUGGUGGAAGUUCACGGUGAACAUCAUCUCGGUGUACAAGCAGGGCACGAGCCGCAUUCGGCGGGGUGACCAGAGCCUGUGGAUCCGCUCACGGGACAUUGCUUGCAAGUGCCCCAAAAUCAAGCCCCUCAAGAAGUACCUGCUGCUGGGCAACGCAGAGGACUCGCCGGACCAAAGUGGCAUCGUGGCAGACAAGAGCAGCCUGGUGAUCCAGUGGCGGGACACGUGGGCGCGGCGGCUGCGCAAGUUCCAGCAGCGGGAGAAGAAGGGCAAGUGCAAGAAGGCCUAGCGCGGAGGCAGCGGCGCGCCAGGCGGGCGGACGGGGCGCGGGGCCUGCCGAGAGGGAGAAGGCUCGGCGCGCCCCACAGCGACUUGGACUUGGCCCGCGAGGGCUUUCCCAGGUGGGGGGAGGGUGUGGGCGGGGCCACGGCCGGCACGGGGGCGGGGCUCGCAGCCGCCUCUCUCCUGGGGGGGCCCUGCCCCUCACCCCACUCUGCGCGCCUCCCGCAGGAGCCGCGCCCACGCGUGGGGAGGGGUGCGCAGCAGGCCAGGCCCUGGAGAAAUGAGGACGAGACUUAGCUACCUCACGGGCUCCUUCCAGAGCAGGGACGCGCUUCCCUAAGGGCCAGGCAGGGUCGCUGUGGCGGGGGCGGGGCAGACCUGGGCUCCAGGGACUGGCGCAGAACAGCGCAGGUGGGGCCGCACCUACGGCCUGUUUGUGGUUAGGGAGAAGGGCACGUGAGGAGGAGAACUGUGAAUUCUCAGGCCCUUACUUGGGCCGGGGGCUGAGCGAGUCCAGCCGAACUACCACACCAAACAUAAAAGACCGAAAAUCCCCUCCUUCCCCUCCCCCUGACCCUUUUUUGCUACAGGACCCCCUGGUUGGGACAACUUGAGCCCCAUCUGAAGGAUCUAGGCAUGCAACUGGGGGCAGCGGAAGCGGCCUGUACCACCAGGAUCCUCCACACAGGCUGCCGGUCUCCUCUGUCACCUGCUGAAUGGGUUAUCCUGGGUGGGGACAGGGGUUCACAAUGUUCCAGUCAGAGAAGCAGAAGCGCCUGCGGGUGCCCGCCCCCCGCCCAGCUGGGGUUUGGGUGCAGGCCCAGGAUUCUGGCCCAGGCAGAGGGCCGCAGACCCAAAGACACCCCUGAGAAGCUCAAGCCGGGUGGUCACUGCCUAGACUGGAGCUGCCUCUUGGAGGAGGCAUCGGGAAGGCAAAACCUCCCAGAGAGUUUCCUUUUUGGAAACUUGGAACCAGCCCCUUUAUGACAUUUUCCAGGGGAGGGGGAAGGGGCACUGGCUGGGUUUAUGGCAGUGACACUAUUUGUGUAAUGACAUCAGCUCCCACAAGGCCCCUCAAUAGUGUCAACAGCUGGGAAGGGCCUGGAUGGGCAUGGAAUGCAGGCCGCAGGGCGGUUAGGCCCGGCUGGGGGAGGGGGCUGCUGGGGUGGGCCUGCUGGCUCAGCAAGGUGAGGGCCCACACCAUGGGCAGGCAGGGCCAGGAAGGACCAGGUUCCUGGGUACCAAGGAAACCACGGCCAUUUCCUGUCGCUCCCCAAAGGGAGGGAGAGAAAGUCUGCUGGAGCUGCCCCCACUCCGGGGCUGCCCUCGGCAGCCGUCUUGGUUUAGCACGGGUGGCGCCUCUCCUACACCUUUCCGGCUGUCCCCUUAGUGAGGCCUCCCAGGCCCUCAGGUGUGGCCAGACACCAGUCCAAAGCUCUCCAGAGAUCCUGUCUUCAAGCAGGCACCCCAGACCUUGGGUCUGACCGCCUGGCCCUGGGCCUGUGCCUCCCUGUCUCCUGCGCUCUCCCCACUGCCUGGCGGCCACGCCUGGCACACUCAGUCAGAAGCCCGGCUCCCUUCUUGGGCAGGAAGUUGGUUUCACUUUCACUGGAGUGUGCCGGCUCAGAAGGGUCACACUAAGUCUGAAGGGUGCCCCUGUGGUCUGGCUGCCCUCUGCCCCCUCUGCCGCAGGCCCCGUCCUGGCUGCCCUUUGAUGCCUGGCACUUUACCCACGAGACCUGUUAUUCUCAUGACAACCCUGUGAGGCAGGGGUGCUCACCCCCACUUUCACCAGCGAGGAAGCUGAAGCACAUGUACCCAAGGUCACCAGGCAAAUAAGCGGCACAACUGGAUUCACACUCCAGAGCCAGGCUUUGUGGCCACGGGCUGUGCUGCCCCCUCCUUGGUCACUGCACACUAGCUUUGCUCCUGGGGGUCACCACUGAGACACUGCCCCUGGCCCGGAGGAUGGAAGUACGUGGGGGAGGGACGGGCACAAGAACAUCUUCAGAGGUGCAGCAAGAGUGGUGGGCGAGGCUGGUUGUGAACUCACCACGGGGCAACUCCUGGAAGUCCCAGGAUUUGGAAGGCAGGCCUUGGCUGAUGUGAGAUGCAGUGGAAAGGGCAUCUGGCUGCUUGGGGUGUUUGGAGGAAUUCCAGAAGAGACUGGCACAGAUGCCCACGGGGCAGGGAGAGGACAGAACGGCCCUGGGAAGGGAUGUCUGUGUUCCCUGAGUCCAAGCCCGGGGCCGGGAGCACAGGGACCUCUCCUGGUGGCCAGGCCUCCUUGGACGCUGUAGCCUUUCGCAGGCCCACGGUCCUGUAAAGGCACUCCCUGUUGGGCCCCUUCCUGCUCCUCCUUCCCCCAGCCUGGCUGCUUGGCCCUGCCCAGAAGAGCCGUGGCAGCCCUGCGGCCUCCCACCCGGUGUCUGAGUCACCCCAGACCCAUGAAGGGCGGGCACUGGUGGUCUCCGAGGCCCCUCAGUAGCCUGCCAAGCCAUAAUGUAUCUUGCUUUAAAUUCAGCCAGCCUCCAGCCUCACCCUCCUGUCCUGCACCCCGAGGGCAAAGGCCUUCUGGUCCACCCGGUGGUCUGGCCCUGGCCGGGUCAGCCAGGUGGAGGCCGUGAGGACACCGUUGGGAUGUGAGCCCUCCCAGGGCUCACCUCGCUGCCCAGCCGGAGCUGGUCCACCACUCCCGAGGCCAGCCACCAACUUCUGCAGUGAGGACCCCUCCUUGGGAGCACCCUCUUCCACCCCAGCCCCAUUCCAGGGUGCAGACAGAACUAGGAGUUGAGGUGUGCUAAUUUGUACAGUUAGGAAGGGAUGUAAAAUGGAACUAGAUUUUGAUUUUGAAGAGUGUAUUAACCAGAAUUGUGAUAUGUAGGUGUUUGGGAAAAAAACAUACCAGAUUAGUCUUUUUUUUAAACAAGCAGAUUCCCCAGUUUUCCCUUUUCUCACCUGCUGGGUGGUCUGGAGCUCCUGACAGCAGAGUCCCUGCUUUACUGACACACAGUGCAGCUAACAGUGGGGUAGGGAGAAAGGAGGGGACGUGGGGCCGCCCCCGUGCUCGCCAGACGGCGGUGGCCGUUGUCCUGAGGAAGCAGGGCAGGAGGCCGCAUCCUCAGGUCCUGGGACAUGGCAGGGAGGGACACCUCCGGUCCAACCGGGGCGGCUUCUGAGCUGCCCCCAGGCCAUUAGUGACCUCCUGCAAUUCUGCCUCCAAAGUCGUGUGCAGGAAAUGGGUCCAGCCCUUACUGGGUCUGCCCCAGGUUGGAAUGAGACCGAAAUCAAGGACACUCUGAGGGAUCAAGAAAUGGCCCCUCCAGGAAACCGAAAAGUGUCGGGGUCUCCAUGGUCAAAGGAAGCCCUGCUUCAAGAGAGAGACAGAGUGGCCAAGCCAGGCUCGCUGGCGGGGCUCCUGGGCCGAGGUUGUGGCCGCAGCCACGCCAUCCCCUAGGGGUAUCGACAUGUGUGCUCUGGGGUCCCGCCCUUUGCCCAAACCAAGCUGCCCACUCGGGUGCCUCGGCCCUGCCUUCCCACCCCUGCUCCCCAGUGCACGGCCCACCUCCCCGUCCCCUCCUGGGUCUUGUUCGGGGUUCUGUUCACUCGGAAUGGUAAAUGUUUAGUUGUGACCAUGACAUGCUGUUUGGGUCAGUGUCCCUUCCAAUGCGUACUAAUAUAUUAUGGUUAUUAUAUAUGAAUAUAUUUAAUGACAUGAAAAAAGUUGUGCAUUUUUUUAAGUUUUUUUGUUAGAGUUGUAAUGGUCCCCAGAUGUGGGCCCCACAUGAUAGAACUAAAUUCAAAUAUCAAUUAAAUAAACUCUUGUACACUGUUCG